AUGCCAGACUCUGAAGGAGCAGACCAGAGAGAUUAUGGAGGGGUUUCGGAGUUACAAGACCACAACCUGGAUCCAGCUAACGGCAGCCAAAAUAACAAGCGUCCCACGAGAGCUUCGCCCAUUCCUGAUGACGAGAAGGAUAUCAGCGAAUACUCCCGUGUGCGCCUUCUCACACAAGCAGCCAUUGAAUGGAACAAACAGGACUGCUCUUCUAUACUCUACCUGUCAUCUCAGGGACUCAAAGUUACCGUCGUUGGGCCAAGACUCCCCUAUCGAGAGGACUACAGGGGCUACGCGGUCCGAGCAACCAAACCUUUCGCUCCUCGCCCGGGUCCUGGGAAGUUUCGCUACUUUGAAGUUGAAGUUAUAAAUGGCGGCAAAAGGAAUUUGAUCUACAUUGGUUUCUCGGCGCGAUUUGUCCCACUUCACAGAAUGCCGGGCUGGGACCCUGGCUCCGUGGGCUACCACGGUGAUGAUGGACGAGUGUUUCAAGGAAAGCCAUUUGCGGAUCUUUGGGGAGCAGGAUUCCGCAAGGGGGCCAUUGUGGGCUGCGGGAUUACCCCAAGCGGCGACGCGUUUUUUACGAUCAACGGAUUCUUCCAAGGUAUUCCUCGCCCGAUCCAAUCCUUGUUGCAUGUGGUUAAAAUCUGCUAG
Molecule: messenger RNA, 654 nt
Organism: Exophiala aquamarina CBS 119918
Lineage: Eukaryota; Fungi; Ascomycota; Eurotiomycetes; Chaetothyriales; Herpotrichiellaceae
Exons: 2
Coding region: 1-654 (217 amino acids)
Molecular function (GO): protein binding
Source: RefSeq, a predicted model, not a curated record